AUGGCCUCUGGUAACCUUGUCACAACCCUGCUCGUGAUAUGGCAGAAAUUCUUUUCUCCUCAACCUCAUGGCCUUCGGCAACAUCUACAAGACAAGUACAGUUUUUCCCGGUCUAAUAUACCCAUGGUGAAUUCUUCAUCUGCCACUUCACCCCAGCGUCCGACCCAAAACCUGCCACCUGUUGAUGUGACUCAUUUUCACAAUUCCUGUGUCUUAAGCUCGGACAACUCUGAAGUGGAGACUAUAGAAACUGCAGAUUGUGUCGGAGACAGUCCUAAUGGAGAUGUUUAUGACGUUCCUGGUCUCGAUGUCAAGCUUAGCGGCUGA
Molecule: messenger RNA, 327 nt
Organism: Protopolystoma xenopodis
Lineage: Eukaryota; Metazoa; Platyhelminthes; Monogenea; Polystomatidea; Polystomatidae
Source: the annotation of a GenBank genome assembly